This is a messenger RNA of Anarrhichthys ocellatus (wolf-eel), 4466 nucleotides long. RefSeq names its product ATPase phospholipid transporting 10D (gene atp10d). Bases 406 to 4383 code for a protein of 1325 amino acids. The record is from RefSeq and is a predicted model, not a curated record. The transcript has 22 exons. Gene Ontology annotation, biological process: phospholipid translocation. Gene Ontology annotation, cellular component: plasma membrane. Lineage: Eukaryota; Metazoa; Chordata; Actinopteri; Perciformes; Anarhichadidae. Gene Ontology annotation, molecular function: ATP binding; ATP hydrolysis activity; magnesium ion binding.
GCCGAUCAGCUGACAGUCAGUCACGUGGUGAAAUGAGCUGCGUUCAAAAUACCUGGGAAAAAUGCACUUCUGCGUCUCCGGCGGCUUCUUCGACCGCGCAUAGAACGUCAGUAGAUGGAAUACUGUGCUGUGCAUAACAGUCGGUAUAUGUAUACGUAUGUGUGUAUCUGUCGCUGAGGUUCUUCUAGAGGACGUUGUUGAUGAGUGUUGCUAGUAUUACCCGUGGUGCUUUGUGCCGCAGGCUGCCUCUCGGUGUAAAAAUAGGGAUGUGACCGAGGACAUACGGUUGAAGGUCCACUUGAAGACGGGAACUAACAGCGGGGGAUGAGGACAUUGUGAAAGUCCAGUGUGGAGCACAGAGGAGGGGGCCCAUCCACUCUCACAGCUCAGCUAGAGUCUCUGCAGAUGGAGCGGCUCCACUGGGUGCGACAUCGCUGUCGGCGGCUGCUGGCAGGAGGCUCUGGGAGAGGCUGGUACUCUGCCCCUGAUGGCCUGCCCGGCAAAACCUCCCUGGACACCCACAGCUCUCCACGGAGGGCGAGUGGGAAGCAGAGAACUGUGUUCGCUCGCCAUGGCCCACCCCAACAGGGGUUCGAAGCGGUGUCCACAAGCUAUGAGGGCAAUGCCAUCUGCACUACCAAGUACAGCUUGUUGACUUUCAUCCCAAUGAACCUGUUCCAGCAGUUCCACAGGGCUGCCAACCUCUACUUCCUGUUCCUGGUGCUACUGAACUGGGUCCCGGUUGUUGAAGCCUUUCAGAAAGAAAUUACCAUGAUUCCUCUGGUGGUGGUCCUCACUGUUAUUGCCAUCAAAGAUGCCAUGGAAGACUACAGGCGCUACUUGUUCGACAGGAAGAUCAACAACAACGUGGUGCAAGUGUUCUGUGGCGAGCAGAAAGCCUACGUUGACCAGUGCUGGAAGGAUGUGCGAGUCGGAGACUUUGUCCGUCUGUCCUGUAAUGACAUCAUCCCAGCUGACAUGCUGCUGCUGUACUCCUCUGACCCACGGGGGGUUUGUUACAUUGACACCGCCAACCUGGAUGGAGAAACCAACCUGAAACAGAGGCAGGUGGUGUCAGACCUCCCAUUGCAGGGAGAGGAGUUCACCGCUGAGAGCUUCCACUGUCGUGUCGAGUGUGAGAAGCCCAACAACGACCUCGGCAGGUUUAGAGGUUACAUGGAGCACCCCGGUGGGGUUCGAGUCGGCCUCCAUAACGGCAACCUCCUGUUGAGGAGCUGCACCAUCCGCAACACUGAGACUGUGGUGGGCAUGGUGGUCUACGCCGGUCAUGAGACUAAAGCCAUGAUGAACAACAGUGGGCCGAGGUAUAAGCGCAGCCAGCUGGAGAAGCGUCUGAACACAGACGUCCUGUGGUGUGUGCUCCUGCUCAUCAUCAUGUGUCUGACUGCUGCCAUAGGUCACGGCCUCUGGCUGAAGAACCUCAAAGACCCGGUCUUUCAGGUUGAUACGGACACGUCUCCUGCCCUGGCUGGAUUCUAUGUCUUCUGGACCAUGAUCAUUGUGCUGCAGGUACACGAUUAUUGGCCCUGUGAUGUAAAUGGUCUCUGUUUGUGUUGCUGUGUGUCAGCUCGGAGGCUGGAGGUGUACGAGGUGGAGAAGAUGGAGGCAGCCGGUCGCUCUGUGACUCUGAAGUCGGGCUGCAGUGGUAGAUCUCUGAGCCAUCGCUCUCUCAGCUGCAAACACAGCUCUGUGUCUCUGCACACACUCACUGGUGAGGAGGAGGAGGAGGACCAACCGUCCAAUCACAUCCAGCACAGGACCAGCGCCUUCUGCAGUCGCGUGACCAAGGAGGUGGUACCAGACCCCGAGCUGGUGAGGAAGUUGAACUGGUUCUGCUCUCCCAUGCUGGCUCUGAGUGACGGCUCCUCUGGGACUCCGUCCAGCCUGGAGCUCACCUACAUCACGGACUUCUUCCUCGCUCUGGCCAUCUGUAACAGCGUGGUGGUGUCCUCGCCCAGCCAGCCUCGACACGUGGUGCCUGAGACACAAACGCCUCUCAAGUCCCUGGAGGAAACCAAGCUGAUGUUCCAGCGCCUCAGCUUCUCUCCUCUCUCAGCGCUCUCCAGCCUGUCCCCUCCCCAGGUCAAAGGAAGCCCCCGCAGCUUCACCAGCAGGCUGUUUACCCGGGGUAAGACUGACUCCUUCACCUUCUCCACACCCACUAACAGCACCACAGACUGGUCAGAACCAGGCCAAGAAAGCAACCAAGAAACCUCCAACCUGAGGCGUGAAGUCCACUCAUCCUCCAGAGUGGAGAGUGGAGGGGAUGCUGAACAGAUGGAGGACAGAGAGACAGACGAUAAUAUGGAGGGUGCAAGGACAAACCCUGAGGGGGCCAGGCAGGAAGUCGAGGACCUGACCAGAGACGUGGAUUGUGAGAGAGCCACUGAUGAUGAACUGCUGUAUGAGGCGGAGAGUCCAGACGAGGCGGCUCUGGUCCAUGCAGCCCAUGCGUACCGCUGCACCCUGAGGGGACGUUCUGCAGAGAGCCUGCUGGUGGAUCUUCCAGGAAUCGGAUCAUUGGCUGUCCAGCUACUCCACAUCCUUCCCUUUGACUCCAACAGGAAGAAGAUGUCGGUGGUGGUCCGCCACCCGCUCACAGGACAGGUGGUGGUUUAUACCAAGGGAGCCGACUCUGUCAUCAUGGACCUGCUUGAGACGGCGAAAGGUUCAGAGCAGGCUCAGGAGAUCUACAGUCGCAUCAGAGAACAAACCCAAAAUCAUUUAGACGGCUAUGCCAGAGAAGGCCUCCGCACGCUCUGCAUCGCUAAAAAGGUCCUGGAAGAGGAGGAGUAUGAGGUGUGGUUGAAGGGACAGCUGCUGGCAGAGAGCAGCAUUGAGCACAGAGAGGAGCUGCUGCUGGAGGCGGCUCAGAGACUGGAGACCAACCUCACCCUGCUGGGCACCACGGGGAUCGUGGACAGACUGCAGGAGGAGGUCCCAGACACCAUCGAAGCUCUGCAGAGGGCUGGGAUCAAAGUGUGGAUCCUCACUGGAGACAAGAAAGAGACGGCCAUCAACAUCGCCUACGCCUGCAAGCUCCUUUGUCCCAACGACCAACUGCUGACAGCCAGCUGUGGAAGCAAGGAUGCAUGUGCGGCUUUACUCGAGGAGCUCAAACUGGAAGUGCAGCGUGGUGUAGACGGUUUGACGGAAGUGACUGCAGCGGGGGGUUCUGGAGAGUGCUCCUCAGGCGGUGUGGGAGACUUUGUCCUGGUUCUGGACGGACGGACCCUGGACUGGGCACUGCAGGAGGAGCCGAGGAGCGACUUCCUGGAGCUGAGCCGGAGAUGCAAGGCAGUCAUCUGCUGCAGGUCCACUCCGCUGCAGAAGAGCAAGGUGGUCCGGCUGAUCCGGGACCAGCUUGGUGUUAUGACCCUGGCUGUGGGUGAUGGGGCCAACGAUGUGAGCAUGAUUCAGGUGGCUGAUGUGGGCGUGGGGAUAUGUGGUCAGGAGGGCAUGCAGGCUGUGAUGUCCAGUGACUUUGCCGUCUCCAGGUUUAAACACCUCAGGAAGCUGCUGCUUGUCCACGGCCACUGGUGCUACUCUCGUCUGGCAAACAUGAUCCUCUAUUUCAUCUACAAGAAUGUGAUGUAUGUGAAUCUGCUGUUCUGGUAUCAGUUCUUCUGUGGCUUCUCUGGGAGCGUCAUGACCAAUGCCUGGGUGCUCAUCCUCUUCAACCUGAUCUUCACCUCCGUUCCUCCGCUCAUCUACGGCGUCCUGGACCGGGACACGCCUGCACACACUCUGAUGGAGCUGCCCGAGCUCUACCCGGAGGUGCAGACCUCUGAGGUCUAUGCUCCCUACAUGUUCUGGAUCACAGUCCUGGAUGCGUUUUACCAAAGCCUCAUCUGCUUCUUUGUGCCUUACUUUGCUUUCAGGGGAUCCAGCGUUAGUGAGCUGUCCUUAGGCUCUCCCAUCAACGCCUCGGCCCUCCUCAUCGUCCUGCUGCACCAAGUCAUCGAGAGUCACACUCUGACGUGGAUUCAUGUGCUGGUGUUGGUGCUCAGUGGUGGGUCCUACUUCGGCUUCGUGCUGCUCUUCAGUUUGUUCUGUGUGACCUGCAGCCCCCCCACCAACCCUGUGGGGGUGGAAACCCUCGAGAUGUCCCAGCCUCUUUUCUACAUCGUAUGUGCUCUCACUACUGUGACGGCUCUGUUACCCAGGCUGUUGUUUCGAGCUCUGUACAACACCUUGCACCCGUCUGCUGUUCUGGAACCAGCUCAGAUGGACAAAGUGAAUUCGGAGAAGUACCGCAGGAGAAUGCAGCGCUGGAACCUGAGCCGGUCCAGAGACAACAGGCUGCGACUGUGUGCCGACAACCCGGGCCUGGAGCCCAGCACAGCCUCAGUGGUGUCCUGACAUCCCUUUAUACACACACAUACACACACUCACACAUACACAUACUCACUCACUCACUCACUCACUCACUCACUCACUCACAC